AUGCGUACAGACCACAAACUACUGUUUGAGAUGCUCCAGUGCACGAGAAUAGCUUGCGGUCUUAGUACUGGGGGCAGAAUAGACACGUUGGAAUGGUGGUGGAAGCAGAAAAUUAAGGAGAACCCUCGGUAUGGAAAGUUCAAGGAUAACGAUAGCACUGAAAUCUACCAUAAAUACAAUCGUCUGUUUGGAGGUAGUUGUGACUCCAUGAAGUACGUAUUGACAUCCAUGAAGCUGUCUCAACUUAUGUUUGACUUAGGCGCCAACUCCGACAUGGAUGAUUUGAACGACAUGUUACCUGUCAAUGUCGAGACUACUGAUUCGAGCGAUGGCCCGACGCCAGGAAGAGCGAGCUCAUCGAUGAAUAUCUCCCUUCAACGAAGCAACGAGAAACGUAAAGGAAAACAUGCCAAGGGGAAGCGAAAGAAGUUCGGUGCGAGGGAGGUUUCUGAGUCGGUAGAUAACCUUGCUUGCACAUCGAGGGAGAUGCCACAGUGA
Molecule: messenger RNA, 498 nt
Organism: Olea europaea var. sylvestris
Lineage: Eukaryota; Viridiplantae; Streptophyta; Magnoliopsida; Lamiales; Oleaceae
Exons: 2
Coding region: 1-498 (165 amino acids)
Source: RefSeq, a predicted model, not a curated record